This is a messenger RNA of Carassius auratus (goldfish), 2432 nucleotides long. Its product is annotated as mitochondrial dicarboxylate carrier-like. The record is from RefSeq and is a predicted model, not a curated record. NCBI's taxonomy places the organism in Eukaryota, Metazoa, Chordata, Actinopteri, Cypriniformes, Cyprinidae. Gene Ontology annotation, biological process: transmembrane transport. The coding region runs from base 372 to 1232 and encodes 286 amino acids. The transcript has 12 exons.
CUUUAAGAGUCCCGAGCUCGCUCUCAAUGAACGCCGAGCAGACAGACGCAUGCUUCUCUCUUUCUUUUUGUAUUGUAACCUGAUUGUAACGCUUGUGUGUCAAAAGGAGGUGGAUCUGGCGCACCGGGAGGCCGUUCCAGAUUCCGCGCGAGCAAUUGGCUGCUCGUGAACCUUGUUUGUCCGCGGUCACGCCUUGAUCACGCACGCCACGCGCUCGGGAUGUCUCGUGCUUAUCGGGAUCACAGGUGCGCUUGCGACCUCGCGGACUUUUAGCGAGAUCAUCCGCACACUCGGUGCGCACUCCGCACUGCGCAGCUCAGGCUAAGAACCAGAGAGAGAGAGAGAGAGAGAGAUUGACGGUAACCGGAGAGAUGUCGGAGCAGCGGAUGUCGCGCUGGUACUUCGGUGGGAUCGCGUCGUGCGGAGCCGCCUGCUGCACGCACCCGCUGGACCUGCUCAAGGUGCACCUGCAGACGCAGCAGGAGGUGAGGAUGAGGAUGGUUGGCCUGGCCAUACACGUGGUGAAGAACGACGGUGUGCUGGCGCUGUAUAACGGCCUCAGCGCCUCGCUCUGCAGACAGAUGUCGUAUUCUCUCACCAGGUUUGCCAUCUAUGAGACGGUCAGGGAUGUGAUGGGCAGCGGCGGUCAGGGACCCAUGCCCUUCUAUCAGAAAGUGCUGCUGGGAGCGUUCGGAGGCUUCACCGGCGGCUUCAUCGGGACUCCAGCGGAUAUGGUCAACGUCCGGAUGCAGAACGAUAUGAAGCUUCCCGCCGAGCAGAGGAGAAACUAUAAACACGCGCUGGACGGACUCUUCCGGGUCUGGCGGGAAGAGGGAACCAGGAAGCUGUUUUCAGGAGCCUCUAUGGCGUCCAGCAGAGGAGCCCUGGUCACCGUCGGACAGCUGGCGUGUUAUGAUCAGGCCAAGCAGCUGGUGUUGGGCACAGGACUCAUGGGAGAUAACAUACUCACACACUUCCUGUCCAGCUUCAUCGCUGGGGGUUGUGCGACGUUCCUCUGCCAGCCGCUGGAUGUAAUAAAGACCAGAUUGAUGAACUCUAAAGGAGAAUACCGAGGUGUGAUUCACUGCCUGACUGAAACUGCCAAACUGGGACCACUAGCCUUCUACAAGGGUUUAGUUCCCGCCGGGAUCCGCUUGAUUCCUCACACGGUCCUGACCUUCGUCUUCCUGGAGCAGCUGAAGAAAUACUUCGGCAUAAGGGUGCUCAGCUGAACUUUGACCUCUUGACCCCGUCCCUCUGGCCUCCUCUCGAAGCUGCUCUCACUUCCACAAUAUUAGUUCUGGACAAUCUCACAUUACUCAAUCAUGACCAACUCAACAUUUUCUCUGAACAGUCACUUCUUUUUCUUUUAUUAAAUUGUUUUGCUCGGGUGAGUAAAAUCAUGACAGGAUUUCCAUUUUCACUGAACUGUUCCUUUAAGACACAAACAAAACAGUCUGUGUUGCUUCAAGGUUUUUAAACGUUGCUACAUUCAGUCUGUAUGUAUUGUUAAACUUUUUUAAUGGUACAAAUUCUAUAUUUGUGACUCUUUGCUGGGUUCGAUUGACAGAAGGGUCAGGGGUCACAGAAAAGCUACGAGGGGACAGAAUUAAAACAAGUUUUACUUUUAUAACCAAAUUAUGGAGCAUCGCAGAAGAUGAUAAACCAAGACACAGACUGAUGGGGACCCAGGACUUCUGUACUUGGUGCUAUGCUUUCAGUUUUCAUUAUAUUUCCGUUCUUUUUGUAAUAUUUCUGCUGGAAAACUUACGCUCGGCACUGAUCUGCGGCUGAAAUAUUGUCAGAUCUGCUGUAGUUUCUGCUGAUGUGCAUGUAGUUGUUUUAGUGUUGAGGUAAUCAGGGCAUUUAGUGAAUGAGUUGCACAGAUUACUUGUAGUCCUUCUGUUUUGUGCUUAGGUGCUGAGAAUAUCUGGACUCAUCCUAAACUAAGCAUAUAACAACACAGAAUUAGUGCAAAUUUAAUUUAAAUAUAUUAAUUUAGCUUAAGUUGUUAUAUUACCAUAUUGGUAGAUGCGUCAAAACAGACCCUUUUCUGUUGUUGUUGUUUUAACACACUAAUAAUGACACUGAACACAGGAGAGGCCUGAUCUCUCGGUGUCCAGCAGAGGGCGCUGUGGUGCACUGAAGGUGCGCGCAUGCGUGGACGCGCAGAGCCGCUUGUGUGCAUCGAGCGUUUGCAAGACAGUAUUUCUGGGUACAAACAGUUUGUUUUUCUAUCAAUUUAUUUGUAGCUUAGGGUGUUAAAAUUGAGGGUUGAAAUCGUUGUUGCUUGACGUGAGUGACAUUGAGCUGCUUUCUAUCUUGAUAAAAAAGAUGUGCAAACUAAGAUAUAAACUGGUUUAAACUGUCUUUUCAGAACGGUAUUUUGACUAAAAUGAAAAUGUAUGGAAAUAAAAGUACUAACACAAGAA